Molecule: messenger RNA, 4493 nt
Organism: Lagopus muta (rock ptarmigan)
Lineage: Eukaryota; Metazoa; Chordata; Aves; Galliformes; Phasianidae
Gene: NEDD1
Product: NEDD1 gamma-tubulin ring complex targeting factor
Exons: 15
Coding region: 201-2216 (671 amino acids)
Biological process (GO): mitotic cell cycle; microtubule nucleation
Cellular component (GO): ciliary basal body; spindle pole; pericentriolar material
Molecular function (GO): gamma-tubulin binding
Source: RefSeq, a predicted model, not a curated record
UGGGACGGGUUGUGAAGUUGGACGCGGCGCGGAAAGUCGGCCCGCGCGGCGGGGCGGCGCUGAUUGGUCGGCAGUAAGCGCCGGACCCCGGAGAGAACCGCGAGCAGCGGCUCCUGAGCCAAUCGGCGCGGCCGGCUCGUGGUGCCGGGCCCGGGCCCUGAGGAGGCUCCGCCGGGCGGGGAGGGGCAGUAGGUGCAGCCAUGCAAGAAAGCAUACGUUUUGCUUCAUCAGGGGAUGACAUUAAGAUAUGGGAUUCCUCAUCUCUGACUGUGGUGGAGCAGUUCAACCCACAUACGUCUCCGCAUCCCGUCAGCUCUCUGUGCUGGGCCAGCAAUAAUAGCUUCCUGGUCAGUGCUUCAGCUGCUGGGGAUAAAAUCGCUGUGUCAAGCUGCAAAAGUAAACCUGUUCCACUUUUUGAAGUAGCUGAAGGAGCGAAACAGACGUGUGUGAGCUUAAGUUCCAGUUCUUUGUAUGUUGCCAGUGGGGGCCUUGAUAGCACCGUUCAUAUCUGGGAUCUCAAAUCCAGAAGGGUUCACCGUAGCCUUAAGGAUCAUAAAGAUGAAGUUACAUGUGUUGCAUAUAAUUGGAACGAUUGCUACAUUGCUUCUGGAUCUUUGAGUGGUGAAAUAAUCCUACACAGCGUUACCACCAAUUUAUCCAGUGCUCCCUUUGGUUAUAACAGCAGUCAGCCUAUUCGACAUCUGAAAUACUCCUCCUUUAAGAAGUCCUUAUUGGGCAGUGUUUCUGACAGUGGGAAUGUAACUCUGUGGGAUGUAAAUACUCAGAACCCGUAUCGUAAUUUUGAAAACACCCAUAAAGCACCAGCUUCAGAAAUCUGCUUUUCUCCAGUAAAUGAGUUGCUCCUUGUAACUGUAGGUUUGGAUAAAAGAAUUAAUCUCUAUGACACUUCAAGUAAAAAAUUACUGACAACAAUAGUAGCAGAUCAUCCUCUGACAACAGUGAACUUCAUGCCUGAUGGUACUACUUUGACUAUAGGAAGUUCCCGGGGAAAAAUCUGCCAGUAUGACUUGAGGAAACUGACAUCACCAGUGAAAACAGUUAUUGCUCACAAAGGCUGCGUGACAUGCAUACGUCUUCAGUUCAGUAGCACUUUUUCCAAGGCUAGCCUUAAGGGUUCCUCAAGUAAACCUGUACCCAAAAGAACAGAAGUCAAAGCUGGUAGUAAUCUUGCAGGAAUUCCAAAUACUGGCAUCAGAAAUCUAGCUUCUCAGGCAUCAGCAGCUAUUUCCUCCCAUCUGACACUGACAAAUGAGAGUAAAGGGGGAGAGGUUCUUCAGGAUAAAACAGGCCUUCCCCAUAGCUGCAGCCUGGAUGUGAUUCCAUCGAAAGAAACAGAUAAUGGGAAAAGUGCAGAUUUAAAUAAUUUCGAUGACUUGGGUCGAAGUAGUUUAGGAGAUGUGUUUUCUCCUGUCAGAGAUGAUAUUAUUGCAUCUAAAGCAAAUGAAGAUCCUCCAGGAAAAGGAGAGGAUAAAGAUGUUUUCAGUCUGGAUUUUCAGUCCUACCUUUCAGGUUUGGAUUUUCUCCCACAGCUCACCACAGGCUUUCCAGUAAAAAGAAACCCAGUGGGCAGUAGCACGCAAGGGAUACGGUCUAGCCCAUUGCAUGCACUAGUGGGAUCUCCAAUUAAAGAAGAAGAAGAACAUCCAGAGACUGACAUUAAAAAAAUGAAUCUUGGAAAACAAGAAACUAAAGAAUCCUUAAAGCAGCUUUCAAAGUUGAGCUCAGUCAAUGCAGAAUCUGGAGCUUUAAGUCCUCCUCCACCAGCAUCCACUGCUAUCAAGAGUCUUGAAACAAAUGAGCGACUGGUGAAGAAUAUUCAGGCCCACCCUGCAUAUGAUCUGGCAGUAAAUGGUACUACCUCAACAAGUCCAAAGAUAACUUCACCUGUCACUACUGGAGUUGCCAACUCACUGUCAGAGAAAAUAGUAGAAACCAUUGGGAGUAGCAGACUAAAUGCACCUCUGACUUCAAUCCAAAUAAACUUCAUUCAGAAUAUGAUACAAGAAACACUGGAUGACUUCAGAGAAGCAUGCCAUCGAGAUAUUGUGAAUUUGCAGGUGGAGAUGAUCAAACAAUUCCAUAUGCAGUUGAAUGAAAUGCACGCCUUACUUGAAAGAUAUUCUGUAAAUGAAAGCUUGGUAGCUGAAAUUGAGAGACUACGAGAGGAAAACAAAAGACUGAGGACUCACUUCUGAAAGAUUCCCACCGCUAACUUUGUUAGCAUGAACUUGCUGCGUGUGGUGCGUUGCUUGUGACAGGUCGUCCAUCAUCACUGAAGCACUGUGGGAAGACCUGCUAUUAUCUUGAACGUGAAUCUUUUCUAAAUGGUGUCAGAUACUGUAUGAAAUGAUAAGAUUUUUAACAGAUAAAUACCGCAUAAAGAAAGUUUGCCUAGGCAUGCUUACAAUCUUGAAAUACAUCCUUCGAAUAGAGAAGCUGAAAGGAUAACUACUUUAUCAGAGUUUUAGUGAUACGUGAAGUGCCUUUUUAUAAGCAAAACCAAAAUAGGACAGAUGCUUUUUGUAUAAGAAUUUUUUGAUAUACCGACUUUUCUAUCUGUUCCUGUAUUUUAUAGCUGUCAGAAACAAUCACUGUAGCUUGCCUUUCAGCUAUUUUUCUUGCAGAAGGAGAGAGAAGGCUCAUCUUCCACGUGACACGGAGCCUGCAGUAUUUAGCUAAUCUUAUUCAGCUGGCAACUCUUCGGUCCUAAGUAAAAACUAAGUUUCAACAUAUUCCCAAAUUCAGUGCUCAUCACCUUGCUUGUUGUGUGUGUAACUCUGAAACCUGUCUGCCAUGAACUUUGUUGUUGCAAACACUACUUCAACUGCAUAGUGUUGUUUUUUAGUUGCACGACUUCAGCUGUGAAUCUAGAAACAUGUUUUUACCAACACGUUUGGAUAUUGUCAUGGUUUGCCCAGUUUGAAUGCAGCCUUAGACUUCAAAAAAUAAUUAUAUUCAGCCAUAUAACGUAACACUGUGUGAAUGCUGUCCUUCAGUCUGAUUUAAGCACCUUUGCUCCCCCCCCUCCAGUUCUUUUUAAUGCACAGAGCAGUUAAUAUUGAGCAGUUGCGUUACAGUUUUGACUGUGGUUUAGCAUUGUUGCAGCCUUUUUCUUUGAGGUCAGCUGCAAACCAAACUUAACUAAUGUCUUGGGUGUAUGACUCACAUAACAAAUGGCAUUGAGGAGAAAUUAUUACGUCAGUGUUGUAAUGUUAUCAUAGUUGUGUGUACGUGCACUGAAGCGAAGCUCAGUAUCGAAUCCUGCCUGCUGAAGUUCACGAGAAAUUUACCUUGGCCUGUUUUUUAUAAGCCAAGAGACCAAAUUCAAUUAAAACAUCAAUUUAAUUUCAUUUAAUAAUGGAAUUAAAUUUUUUAGUGUUCAGUUAUAAAUUCCUCUGAAAAGUCUCUUCUGUAGAAGUGCUUUUUGCUAUUUAAAUUGUUCUGAAGGCUUCUUCAUUUUCUCACUAAUAUUUCGUUCUUUUCAUGAAAUCACUAAGUCUCAAGCAAGGGAAGUCUGCAAAUGUGGUGAGUUAAUUAGUUAAAACAUCAAGUGCUUGAAGUCAUGGUGGCACUCUUCCACUAAAUGAGAAAGCCAUAAUAUAUAAUGUAACUUAUUUUUAAAUGUUGUAAAACUAAGGAAAAAAAACAAAGCAAGACUAUAUCUUUUCACUAUCUUAACUUCUUUUUAAAAGUUAAUUUUUAAUGUCAGUUAAUGACAAAUAAAACCUCGUAUCAAAAUGAGGGUGUUCAAGUCAUCUUCAGUAUUGCAGACAAGACUUGGCAUGUCUGCAGUCUUAAUGCUAUUGCCUUUCAUAAACUUCUAAAUGUAUUUCUAUGCCAUAACUUCAUAGUGAAAGGAUGUGGAGUAGAAUAAACUUUUGUUUUUGUAAUUUAAUAAAAUAUAGAGAACAUAAAAAAUAAUUUAUAGGUGAUUUAACUUCAGUCGACCCAUUAACCACAGUUUUUGAAGACAGUAGGAGUUGAAGGUUUCAAAAAUGUUACAGUUUUUCAACAUGUUUUGCAGCAUUAACAAGUAACCUUGCGUAGUUGCAUCUCUUAAUUUGUUCCCCAAGUGCUCUUGCUGGUAUACCCAGAUGACAGCAGGGAAUUAGGUAAGUAUCCAGGGUAUUUGGCUUGUAGAUACUUUGUUUUUGUGACUGAGAACUGGGCAAUAUUUUUCUUAGUUCCCAAACAGACAAAUAUAACAGCAGUGAUUGAAAGGAUACAUUUUGGCCUUUCUCAAUAUUUUAGGACUUUUCCAUAUCUCAGGAUUAGGGUAGCACAAGUGGCCACACAUGCUGCGAGGAGAUACAUUACGCUACCACUAUAGGGGGAUGUUUUGCCUUGUACACAGAUCUGAUUUAUACAUUAAAAUAAAGCUUGUUUUAACUUUUUCAAACAAAAUAUUGUGGCAACCUAUUUUUUAAAGGUGACAAUUUAAUAUUGUAAUCUUGCUACCUCGUUGCAGCCAA